Epithele typhae is the source of this 3210-nucleotide messenger RNA. RefSeq names its product acetyl-CoA synthetase-like protein. Lineage: Eukaryota; Fungi; Basidiomycota; Agaricomycetes; Polyporales; Epitheliaceae. The record is from RefSeq and is a predicted model, not a curated record. Bases 1 to 3210 code for a protein of 1069 amino acids. The transcript is spliced from 16 exons.
AUGGGUCAAACAGACCUUAUCGACCCCCCGCCAAUCGUUACGGCGCAAGGUGCGAAGAGCACGACGUGGACCCCCAUACCCUUCUAUGCAAAGCUCUCCCUGCCAGAGCUCGUCGCUUUUCACGCCAAGAAGAGCCCCAACCACACCCUGUUCGCAUACCUCGACGAGACCGGUGGCUACAAAGAGCUGCGCUACAAGGAGUUCUAUCCCGCGGUGAUAAGAGCCGCGAAGAUCGCCGUCGAAGGGGUACUCGCCGCCAUGCAAUCCUCUCCUCCAGCCAUACAAGGUCGCAUCGUUGGAGUGCUCGCGGUGGCAGAUACAAUCAGUUAUGCGACAUUUGUCUGCGGUAUGAUGCACGCCGGAAUUGUCCCCUUCCUCCUGUCCCCCCGCAACUCUCUUGCUGCUGAUGUCCACCUGCUCCACGAGAUUGGUGUCCAGGAGCUUUUCGUUUCUCCCGACGCUGCGAUGCAGCGCCUCGCGACUGAAGCUCAAGUCGAGCUCGCCAAGGAGUACAUUGGGCUCACCCUUCUUCCUCUCCCGACCUACGAAGACAUGUUCCAGUCCCAUGAAGACGACUGCGUCGGCGAAGCGGUCCCUGCAGAGAUCAAACUCGACGAGAGGGGCUUGAUUGUCCAUUCGUCUGGGUCUUCCUCCUUCCCUAAAUUAAUCACCGUACCCCGCCGCCUCAUGGCGCAAUGGGCGCAAUCCCACUGCUACCAUCCGUUUGACUACUGCGGCACUCGCUCAGCCGCCCAUAUCGCCUCCAUGUUCCGGACGGGGAUGAUCAUGACAACCUUCUGUCCAGCUUCACCGCCAAUAAUCCCGACUCUUCAGCGGUUCAUGGACGAACUGGUUGGGAGCCGAUGCACCGCCGUUGGGGUGGUCCCGAUGUUCCUUGAGGAAUGGGUCAAGGAUCCUGCCUGCAUCGAAGUACUGCGCAAGUUGGACUUCGUGUCUUACGGAGGUGUACCGCUGAAGAAGAACGUUGCCGAGGAGCUCCUUCGCCAUGGCGUGCGGCUGCUCACAAGCUAUGGGAUGUCCGAGAUCGGCGCCAUCGGCUUGAGCGACAAGACGUUCACGUUGUCUGAUGCCGACCUGGGCCAGCUCGGCACGAUGUGGGAGUAUCAGAGGUUCAUCGCUCCCGUCGAUGUGCAUCGAAGGUACAUCGAGGGUGAACCAGGUGUAUUUGAGCUCGUGGUGGUGGAAUCCCCCUUGUGGUGUCCCGCGACACUGAACACAGAAGUGGGCGGCAAGCGGGCAUUCGAGACGGGUGAUCUAUGGCAGGAGCACCCGACCGACCCUCGCUACUGUCGCUUCUACGGCCGCGCCGAUGACCAGAUCAUGCUCUCCACUGGCGAGAAGACGAACCCGGUCCCCAUGGAGAGCAUCAUCGGUCAGGAUCCCGCCGUCGCUGCCGCCGUCAUUUUUGGGCGAGGGCAGUUCCAGAACGGUGUCAUCGUGCAACCGCAAGAGCCGUUCGACCCCGCAGACGAGCGCAAUCGCGCGGCCUUUCUGGCCCAAAUAUGGCCGUCCAUCGAACGUGCAAACGCUCACGCGCCGCAACACUCUCGACUGUUCAUGGGGAUGGUCAUAGUUGCGGAUCCGAAGAAACCCAUCCAGAGAACGCCAAAAGGAACCCCAAAGCGUAAUGAGUGUAUCGCAGAUUACGCGGCUGAGAUCCAAGAAGCAUACAUCCGCAUUGAACAGUCGUUCCUAGUAGAAGUCUCACCCCCUUCGGUAUGGACGUCCGGACCGGUGCGGGAGUUCGUAGCCAUGGUGGUGCGUCGUACGAUGUGCAACGCAACUUUGAGCGAAGAAGACGACUUCUUCCAGCACGGGUGCGAUAGCUUGCGCGCCAAUUGUAUUCGUGGAAGCAUCCUUCAAGCGAUACGUUCCACCAGCGGGCUUUCGACGACGCAAGGCAACAUACUUCCCGCCAACUUCGUCUACGCCAAUCCUUCCAUUAUUGCUCUGAGUUCAUAUCUCGUUCACACCCUCUCAGAAUCCCCGGCCUCCGCUCCAGCCGAAGACCACACUUUGCGUGUCGACAAGAUGCGGUCUCUCCUGGACAAGUAUGGCACCUGUCUCCCUCCGUCCAACGCCCCGACGCCACGAUCCCCCCUCGACACCGUUGUGGUCACUGGAACAACUGGGCGUCUCGGUGGACAGAUUCUUGCCCACCUGCUCUCGCUGCCAGAUAAGAGGCAGCGCGAGACACUGAAGGUUAUGGGUAUCGACCCCGGCGUUCUGGAAACGGAGAAGCUACUUUUCUACGCCGCGGACCUUGCGUCGUCCACUCUCGGAUUGUGCCCCGAAGUGUACCAAGAGGUGCGAUCAGGCGUGACCGUGAUCAUCCACAGUGCAUGGCGCGUUGACUUCAACGUCACAUUGACAUCCUUCGAGCCCCUGAUCGCUGGCGUACGCAACCUCAUCAACCUCGCGCUGGCGUCUCCUGUACCAGGUGGCGCAGCGAUGCUCUUCGUGAGCUCUUUGAGUGCUGUGCUGAACCAACCCGCCUCCAGACAUAUCUCCGAAGACACCCUUGACCAUGGCGCGGAAGCCGCAGCCGGCCUCGGGUACAGCGAGAGCAAGUGGGUCGCGGAGCAGCUGCUCGCACGCGCGUCCUCGGAAUCCGGCCUACGCACCAUCAUCGCGCGCGUUGGGCAGCUCAGCGGCGACAGGCGCGUGGGCGCGUGGAACACCAAGGAGUGGGUGCCUGCGCUCGCGCGCCUCAGCCAACUCGCGGGAUGCGUGCCCGAUAAGGACGACACGGUGUCGUGGGUCCCCAUCGACGUCGCGGCGGCGGCGCUCGUGGAUUUCGUCGUCGGGUCGUCGCCCGCUCCGAGCCCGGCCAAGCGCGAGGCGACGGUCUUCCACCUCGCCGCCCCGCGCCCGGUGGCGUGGCGCGACAUCGCUUUGUCCAUGGCGAAGUGCCUGGGCGUGCCCCGCGUCCCCGCGUCCGAAUGGCACGCCAAGGUGCGCGCGUACGCCAACGACGCGCAGGUCUCCGGCGCGCGCGCUGCCUCGCACGAGUCCGCGCGCGAGCUCGUGGAGUUCCUUGGCUCCGCGAUGCAAGGGCGCGAACCGACGGUGGCGACCGCGCGUGCGGUGGAGGCGUCCAAAACGUUGCGGGACAUGCGCCCGCUGGGUGGGGAGGACGUCGAGAGGUGGAUUGAGCAUUGGAAGAGAGUUGGUUUCUUGCAGACGUGA